Aspergillus alliaceus is the source of this 636-nucleotide messenger RNA. RefSeq lists its product as uncharacterized. The coding region runs from base 35 to 502 and encodes 155 amino acids. Lineage: Eukaryota; Fungi; Ascomycota; Eurotiomycetes; Eurotiales; Aspergillaceae. The transcript has a single exon. The record is from RefSeq and is a predicted model, not a curated record.
UAUCACGCCACAAACUCUGCACGAAAUUACGCAUAUGGAGACGCUGACUGGCUUAGAUACAUGCGGCUAUGCAAGUGCUGGCUCAAAGUUUGCGACUGACUGCCUGGUUAAAAAAAAAAAAAAAAAAAAAAAAACAGCACUCUCCUUAUCUCCUGUUGCGCAAUGGGCAUCCGCCAAAGCCCAGACUCUUGCUAAAACGUGCUCUGGCCAGUACGACGAGAUUUCAAGGGUACGUACGUGCUACGCACAUGACAUACUACUAUGUGCGAAGGGCCAGGCGGCAACGCUAAGUAUCCUUGCCGUCGCACCCAGUAAAGCGCCAACUGUAAAGUGCUCAACCCUACCUCUAGGCUGGCUCUCUGCCUCUCCCCCAUUACUCUACCACUUCGCCAUACCGCCACCCCACACCACACCCGUUGCAACUGGUUUGACUGGUGCAGGGCCUCGUUUCCAUCCGACAUACAUAUCACGAACCACCUCAUUGGAACUCUACAAGUUUUAGGAAUUCAUACCAAAAUUAUUACCCCACAAUGUCGUCCUCAACCCUCCCUUCGAACGCCAGCCUCGUCAACAUUGGCACUCACUCCCUCGCCCUCUACUCCCACGGCCCAGAACGUAGCAGCUCCAAAGAUCCCG